Saccostrea cuccullata (small rock oyster) is the source of this 2362-nucleotide messenger RNA. RefSeq names its product putative inhibitor of apoptosis. The transcript has 6 exons. Gene Ontology annotation, molecular function: cysteine-type endopeptidase inhibitor activity involved in apoptotic process. Gene Ontology annotation, biological process: negative regulation of apoptotic process; regulation of cell cycle. The record is from RefSeq and is a predicted model, not a curated record. Lineage: Eukaryota; Metazoa; Mollusca; Bivalvia; Ostreida; Ostreidae. The coding region runs from base 163 to 1272 and encodes 369 amino acids. Gene Ontology annotation, cellular component: cytoplasm; nucleus.
UUUUUUCUUCUGAAAUAUGCAUUGAUUGUCACCUUAUAUAGUUGGACUUUUUAUUUCAAGAACAAAUGAUCACCUGUUACAAAAGACUGAAUACAACUUAAAAAAAUGAAAAUGGAACCGAGGACAAUAUUCAAUUGUGUUGGGGGGUAAACGUCCAGAAAUAUGGACGUAAUUCCACAAACACCUUACGAACGACUUGCACCACUGCGAAAUGAUUACAACAAGCGAUUACGGACAUUUGAACACCGGUGGCCCAGUGGCGUACCGGUCACUCCCCAAGCAUUGGCUCAGGACGGAUUUUAUUACACGGGACUUGAUGACAAGGUACAAUGUACUCAUUGUGGGGGGAUCCUCAGUGGGUGGUGCGAGGGCGACGUCGUGACCAUCGAACACAGACAGCACUUCCCUAACUGUCCCUGGGUGCGACAAGGAGGCAUGCACAAUGGCUACACUCCAACUUCUCCCCUGCCUUCUAAUAUGGCAAAUUUAUCAGGAUUUAGUGUCAGUCAACAGACACCUUCAGGUGAAAAUUUUAACUUUCGAUACGAGUCGUCCCACGGACCUACCGACGUUCCUGGUGUCACUCGACCUAAAUUUCAGAAUUAUACCAUGGAAGCUGCGAGGAAAGCUUCGUUUACAGGAUGGCCAACGCAGAUCACACAAAGACCUGAAGUUCUCUCUAAAGCAGGAUUUUUUUAUUUGGGUGAGGGGGACAAAUGUAAAUGUUUUUACUGUGGGGGGAUUUUGUGGGACUGGGAGCCAGGGGACGACCCCUGGGUGGAGCACGCCAAAUGGUUCCCAGACUGUCCCUGGAUCAAACUGGCCAAGGGAGACCAGUUUAUUCAACAAGUACAGGAGGAAAUGAACAGAAUGCAGAUUGAUGACGAAGUUAGCCAUGGUCCCAUAGCCCAAGAGACUAGUGUUAAAGAAGUUGAUCCCUCCCCAUCUUCGGUAUCAGAUUAUGCAGCUUCAGGCCCCUCUUCUUCCGCAGCAGCAGGGGCCAGUAAAAUACCUGCAGCUGAGUCAGCGGCAGCGGGAACCAGUAAAACGGAAGAACCCUCGGAUAAAGAGAAAAAACUGAAAGAAAUAUUAGAGGAGAAUCGGAACCUAAAAGAACAGAAGCUGUGUAAGAUUUGUCUGGACGAGGAGGUGGGGGUGUUAUUUGAACCCUGCGGACACAUCUGUUGUUGUGCCAGCUGUGCUGCCCCGCUACAACAAUGUCCGAUAUGUCGAAAACCCAUCCAAAAAUCACUCAAGGCUUUUAUCUCAUAAGAUUAUAACACAUCAUAUUGCAUAUUUUAUUGUAUAUUUAUAAAAAAUACAGUAAAACACACUUAUAGGGAAAAUGCUUUCAAUGAACAGAUGCUUAUAGACACAUAUAGAAGUGAUCUUCAUUCACCUUGAUUUUAUAAUAUAUAUCAUAAAUUUAUUGGAUAUAAUGAAUGAUGCUCAAGCAAGAUCGUCUAUCCCUGGCAUAUCACUAUACUUGUGUUUUACUGUAUACACAAGAUGGAGAAAGAGAGAAGAUUCAUCUUGUCAGUUUUAUAUUGUAUAUGGGGACAUUUUAACCGCCCACACCCUUCUAGUUUUUCGCCUUAUCCACACUAUUGAUGGUUUUCCUAUGAAAUAUUUUGCCGCGGAGUUAUUCCCCUUAGCCGCCAUCUUGUAGGGCAAAGUAAUGAAUUUUCCUCUUUGAGCUACCAAUUUUAAACAUGCAUGCCAGAAAUACAAGGGGGAAAAUAUUUACAGUCUUGGAAUUAUGAACCAAAAGAGGCUUUAGCAAUAUAUAUAUCCAUAUAGUGUUAUCAUUACCUCAGUAACCAUUAUAACAAAUUGAACUUAGUUGAAUAUUGAAGGAAUCUUGGAAUGUUAACCUACAAUAUGGCAGCUAUGGGGAAUAAUUCUUGCUUAAAUCACCUCAAUGGAAAACCAUUUAUUAACCUUUGCAUGAUUCACAAUAGAAAAUCUCUGAGUGCAGUGCAUUUUCAGACAUUGGUGCAUACUUUUUUUAAAUGCCUUCUUAUUCCAUGGUGUAAACAUUUUCCUUUCUUAAAAAAGGGAUAUAUUUUAAUGAGCAGCUACUAUGUUUGAAUUUUGUUAUGUUUUUUUAUAUCUGUUAUGGCUGUGAAUUUUCUCAGGGUUAUCUUUAGUAAGUAAAUCUAAAAUUUAAUUUGUCUGGUUUUGACUGGAAACUAAACUGCUUGCUUUUCAAAAUUGAAUACCCUAGGUAUUUCAUGGUAUUACAAAUAAUCUUGUUAAAAACAGAACUUUAAAGAUAUCCCUCCAUUUUUGUUAUUUUUGCAAGUUUGUUGAUUUAUUUCAUUACUCAAGCUUCAUUUUAAGCCUUCCAUGUUGACGGCCU